GACGAGCUGAGAGAACAGGCGCAGCUCAGACAGCUCCAAGAUGCCAUCACGAGACUCACCCUCGAAAAGGAGAGCGCCGAGAGAGAAGCGAUCAAGGCCAGACAGCAAAUUGAAGACUUGAAGCAUCUACUAAAUUCCGACAUGGAGGAAAUCGCCAAGGACACGGAGUCUCUUGGCGCAGAAAUGAAGAGGCUCAAAGAAGAGAACAAUCUCUUGAGAGAAGAGCUCAACGAUGCGCAGUCGCACAUCUUCAGCCUGCAGCCGUAUCGUAAGGACCUCACCCCAGAGGAAGUAGGACGGCAAUAUGAUGAUCUAGUUGAGUCAGUUCAAGACUGGGUUCAGAAAUUCAUGGGCUUUUGGCUAGAUGACUAUGAGACUGGCGUUGAGGCUCUCGCCUCCUACGCGCGGAAGAAUGCCCAAGAAGCUGCAAAGCUUAAGAAGGUUGUGCACAAGCAUCCGGAUCUGAUCCACGGCUGCAUGUUUCCAGAGACGGAUGAAGACAUCAUCGUCGCUGUUAUUAUGCGAUUUCUCAACGACCACAUCUUCCAAAAAGUCCUCUACGGCUCUGCGUCCGGCUACACCGAUAUGGUGAGCUUUAUCGAGACACAGAUGCAGACCGCCGUUGAGCCCAAGAGAGACUUGUUUGCUGUUCGCACAUGGACCGCCGAGAGUUAUAAUGCCUUGAUGAGCGCUCCACAGUUCAGAAGUGUUCGCACUCGGCGCAGCAGAGAUUUGACUAUAGGCCUGGCAGAAGUGCUUCGCAUAUUUUGCAAAAAGGACAAACACGCCUGGUUUUACCAAAACACGGAAGAGCGCUGCAUCAAGCCCGCUAUGGCGCUCUACGAAAAGCUUCAGGUUGCUACACACCACUUCUAUCUCGAUAUCCAGCCCUACAUCUCAUGGAGCGGCAGCAACCACAUUGCCCAUUCACAAGAAUUCCACGAGUGCGUCGAGGAUCUUGACUGCAGAAACAUCCUGCAUAACAGAAAGGCCUUCAACAUGAACAAGAUGGACCCUCGACCUACAAAGGCCGAUAUCCACCGCAAUCUACUCAACGUGUGUACCGUGGUCCCCGCCCUUUACAUCCGCCAGAUCGGCCAGCGCGAUGCCAUCAAGGCGCCGUCGAUUGUACGCAAGCAGCAGAUGCUAGUAGCCUGGGGUUCUGAUGAAAAGAAGGACAAAUUCACCGAGGAGGGCGACGAGUCGCUGGUC
Molecule: messenger RNA, 1212 nt
Organism: Trichoderma atroviride IMI 206040
Lineage: Eukaryota; Fungi; Ascomycota; Sordariomycetes; Hypocreales; Hypocreaceae
Source: RefSeq, a predicted model, not a curated record